AUGGUCGGCCCGCUCACCUCCUCCCCCGCGCCUGUCGCCUCGACCUCCCGCAUCCCGUACGGCUCGCCAGCAGCAGCAGCAGCAUCGGCACCGGGCAGCGCGACCCCACCCACUCGCACCUUCUUCACCUCGCGACCGUCGCCGUACCCGCGCGCCCAUACGUCGCACCGCCGCGCCCACCUCAUCCACCCUCUCGCCCGCCAGCGCCUCACCAACGUCGCCUUUGCGCUCGCGGGCGUCCUCAGCGUCGCCACCGUCUCGCUCGGCAUGAGCGGCUCGCUCGGGAGCGCAGGCGUGCGGCCCGGGUGUCCGGCGAGGAAGGACGCGGCCGUGGCGCUCCAGGGGGAGCAACUCACGCGCGCGAGGGGCGACGCGCAACAGGCGAGGGGCAGCAGCUGGAAGGGCAAGGGCAGGUUCCUCGACGACCCGGUCGCGCCGAUUCCGCCGCCGGCCGUGCGCUCGCGCGAGGCGGCCGCCAGCUCGCCGUUGCCCGUCGGGCGAAUCGGCUCAGCGUCGCAGGGCGAGCAGCGCGCGAGUUCGGUCCGGGGCGACGGACCAGACGGGCGGAUAGCGGAGGACGACUCGGCGCCGACGGGCAAGGGCGCGUGCGGCUGGCGAGGGUGGGUCGGUGCGAGCGAGCGGGUCGUCUAG
This is a messenger RNA of Rhodotorula graminis WP1, 651 nucleotides long. RefSeq lists its product as uncharacterized. The record is from RefSeq and is a predicted model, not a curated record. The coding region runs from base 1 to 651 and encodes 216 amino acids. The transcript has a single exon. NCBI's taxonomy places the organism in Eukaryota, Fungi, Basidiomycota, Microbotryomycetes, Sporidiobolales, Sporidiobolaceae.